UCCAAUACCCACUGUCAUUCGUCAGUGAAAUUGCUUGGUGUGUGGAAAAUGUCCGAUACGGAAAGGCAAAACUUGGAUUAUUUGCCCGUGCAGUUUGGAGCCUUUAUGGUCUUGGGUUUGGAUAUUGGUGUGACCCGUCGGAGUGCGCUACUCAAAUCGGGCUGGACGUUCCUCUUCAACAUCCUCUGUACGGUUUUUAUGGAAUAUGGAUUUGCGAAUUUCGUCAUUAACAGCAUCACCGACAUUGAUGCCAUAACCUCUUCUCUGUCCAUGUUUAAUCAGGGCAUGUUGCUGACAUUCAAGGUUCUGGUGAUGGUUUUUAAGGGUGAUGAAAUGUUGAAGUUAAUAUGGGAUAUGAAUCGUUUGGCACGGGGAGCCAAUGCCAAGGAAUGGGAAAUCUGGAUUUCGGAAAAUCGCAUGGGAAAGUGGAUUGCCUUGGGUUACUAUUAUUGCUGCUACAUUGCUGCGACCAUAAUGGCUGUUAUGCCCUGGCUUUUUAUGCUCUAUGAAUAUGUCCAGGGAAGGGGAGUUCAUCUUCGAUUGCCAUUUCAAUUGCAAUUCUUCUUUGUCAGUGGUAAUGGUUUUCACAUUUCGAUUUUCUAUUAUAUCGGCACCCUGUUGGUGGUUCGGGCCUGGUUCAAUAUGUCGGUGGGCAUUGAUACCCUCUUCGGUUGGUAUAUUUUUGCCGUGUCUGGACAUUUUCGCAUUCUACGCCAUAAAAUCAAGGAGACCGCCCUGAAGAUUGAUGCCUACGACAAUCAUCGAGAUUUUGUCAGCGAUGUUGCCGCCUUCGUAAGCUAUCACAAUCGAACAUUGAAAUUUACCGAAAAUCUAAAUCGUUUGUAUGGUGAGAUAUUAUGGAGUGAAAUAUCGAUGAGUUGCCUGCAGUUGUGUUUCCUACUCUACUCGCUGACCAAUGAUGAGAAUUUCGCCAAUAUUCCAUUUCAUUUUUUUGCCUCGGCCGCCAUAACCAUGCAGUUGAUGAUUUACUGUUUCGGUGGGGAGAAGUUGAAAAAUGAGAAUGACAUGCUGUGCCAUGACAUCUAUAUGGCCAUGCCGUGGGAGAAAAUGUAUCCCUCGGAGAAAAAGCUGAUGCUGUUGCCUUUGCUAAGGACCCAAAGGGAAAUUUCCUUGAAGGGCUUAUAUUUUGUAAUCAAUGUGAAUUUGUUGGUGUUUAUUUUCAAGACAGCCUUUUCUUUCAUUACCCUGCUCGGAGCCAUGAAGGAAAUAUAGAUCGCAAAUAAAUCGAAGAGAUUUUUCUUAAAUGCACCAUUUUUUAAGCACCUUUUAAAGUAGAAGUUAUUUGAAAAAUAUAUUUGACACCGUAGACCACUAAAAAGUUGUCCUUAAAAUU
This is a messenger RNA of Musca domestica (house fly), 1354 nucleotides long. Its product is annotated as odorant receptor 45a-like. Bases 49 to 1233 code for a protein of 394 amino acids. Gene Ontology annotation, cellular component: plasma membrane. The record is from RefSeq and is a predicted model, not a curated record. NCBI's taxonomy places the organism in Eukaryota, Metazoa, Arthropoda, Insecta, Diptera, Muscidae. Gene Ontology annotation, molecular function: olfactory receptor activity; odorant binding. The transcript has 5 exons. Gene Ontology annotation, biological process: detection of chemical stimulus involved in sensory perception of smell; sensory perception of smell.